Molecule: messenger RNA, 552 nt
Organism: Loa loa (African eye worm)
Lineage: Eukaryota; Metazoa; Nematoda; Chromadorea; Rhabditida; Onchocercidae
Exons: 4
Coding region: 1-552 (183 amino acids)
Source: RefSeq, a predicted model, not a curated record
AUGAAUCGGAUCCGCAAGGAACUGUCCAGGAGAGAAGUUAAAAAACAGAUUCCCACAGUUAUCGUAUUUAACUUUGAACAGUUGAACUGCGAUACAAAAGGAAAAUUUCGCAUCCACAAUUUUCUGGAUUGUAUAAAUUGUUCGUUAGAGGUUGGAAUGCAGAGAGACAAUUUUUUACGAGGAUUAGUUAACUUUGUAUUUAGCAAUCCGAUAUUUCAAAGGUUCAUGAAUGUUUUUAUAAGUACUGCUCGUACACAAGUCAGAGAAGCAGAGCAAUACUACUGGCACUAUCUUGAAAGUACCGCAGCUGAAAAAGAAGGAAAUGAAAUCAAUUAUCUUCAGCAGCCCAGAAAUGCAAUGAUACAAAGGACCAGGGAUUACGAGAGUGACAGAGAGGUUAUUAAUGCAACCUUAGAAGAAAGAGUUGGUAGAGGGGAGGAGUAUUUGAAAGGAAGUCAAUUAGUGGCUGGCUGGUUGAAGCAAUCCUUAUUAAUGAUCGCAUAUUCCGGUCUAGUUUUCCUGUUCUCUACUAUUACAUCCUGGUCAUCAUAA